Grammomys surdaster is the source of this 186-nucleotide messenger RNA. RefSeq names its product keratin-associated protein 20-2-like. The record is from RefSeq and is a predicted model, not a curated record. The transcript has a single exon. NCBI's taxonomy places the organism in Eukaryota, Metazoa, Chordata, Mammalia, Rodentia, Muridae. The coding region runs from base 1 to 186 and encodes 61 amino acids.
AUGUGUUACUGUGGCAGUUACUAUGGAGGCCUGGGCUAUGGUUGUGGCUAUGGUGGCCUAGGCUGGGGCUAUGGUUGUGGCUAUGGUGGCCUAGGCUGUGGCUAUGGCUGUGGCUAUGGUGGCUAUGGUUAUGGCUGCUGCCGCCCACUCUGCUGUAGAAGAUACUGGUCUUAUGGUUUCUACUGA